Pocillopora meandrina is the source of this 906-nucleotide messenger RNA. The record is from the annotation of a GenBank genome assembly. NCBI's taxonomy places the organism in Eukaryota, Metazoa, Cnidaria, Anthozoa, Scleractinia, Pocilloporidae.
AUGGGUGAAAACUGUACUCAAACCCUAACCACUGCCUUUACUGGGGUUUUGGUCGCGAUAAAUGCCGUUUCUGGUAUUUUAUCAGUAACUGGCAACUCGAUUACACUACUGGCGUUGUACAGAACACCUUCCUUGAAGAAGAACACCUCAAACUUUCUUAUCGCGUCAUUAGCUUUUGCCGAUUUAACUAUGGGCCUGUUUGCCAACUCGCUGUAUGUGGCUCUUUGCGGUUUUGUGUCUCUUCAAGAAGUUCAAGAACUCAAGAACGCCGAAACCGCUGUUUGGUUGUUAACUACGACAGCUUCAACAUUUAACCUGUGCUUUGUAGCUGUUGAUCGCUACAUUGCCAUCCUUCACCCUUUACAUUACCGAGAGACAAUAACUAAAAAGCGAAUCUUGUGGGCGGCAAUUUGCAUGUGGGUUUUUGCCAUCUUGUUCUCCACCAUAAGCUUUUAUCUAGCUUACAACGACUUGCCAAAGCUUUGGAUAAUAGGAUCCAUUGUGACUUUCUUCCUUCCUUUAACAGUGCUUUUGUUCUGCUAUCUUCGCGUUUACAACGUGGCGAAGGCGCAGAAUUCUUGGUGGAAAAGGCACCGCACAGUCAAUCGCCCUGUUCGAGCUGCCGAAGAACUGAAACAUAGAAAAGCAGCUGUAACAUUUGCAAUCAUAACAGGCCUUUUUAUUGUUUUAUUUCUGCCAACACUAGUGGUAAACUUUCUUGCAAUACUAUUAAGAGGCCACUGUCACAGGCUUCGUAUUAACAUAGCGUGGUUCUGGGUUGCAGCAAUCUCUUAUUCUUCUUCAGCCAUAAAUCCUUGGAUUUACGCCGUUAGAAUGACUGAUUUUCGACAUGCAAUAAAACAGACAUUGUGUAGCAAGGGUGUAAACACCUCUCGCUCUGUGUAA